CUGCUGGCUUCUUUCCGUGUGUGCGUGAGGAACCCAUGUGCGUGUGAAAUCGCGCGCGCCAGUAUGCGUAGGUAAUACUAGCAGCAAGGCAAAGCAGAAACGCUGAAAAUUAAGGUUAGAGAGCAGCACAGCCACCAACAACCAACGGAAAAGUAAGAAAAAUUCGCAUAAAAGGAAUAGCAUUAGCAGCCGCAGCCGCAGCAAGCAAAGCACCACCUCACACCAACCAAAUCAUGGACAGCGCCGGGAAAAAUCGUUAUGAACUCUUGUUCAUGGACGACGAUGUCAGCGAUCCAUUAGAUAAUCUGGUGGCGCCGACGGCCGCUGCCUCCGCCGCCGCAACAGCAGCAGCUGGUAAGAAGAAGCAGCCGUCAGCUGCAGGUGGCGCUACCGCGGCCACCAAAACGGCCGCCAAGGUGACAAAGUCGAACAACAAUGCCGCCGGAGGACCCCCCAAUGCCAAGAAACCAAACCAGGCCGAGAAGGAGAACAAGCCCAACAACGCUCUCAGCAAGACCGAUGGCAAGAAGCUUGCCCCGUCCGCUGACAAACAGUUUAACAGCAACAACAAACAGGGAGCUCCGCGGCCAGGAGGUGGCUCCAACCGUACACGUGAAUUUGGUAGCGGUCAAGGACAAGGACAAGGACAGGGACAAAGAGAACAGCGCAGUAGCAACUUCCGUCAACAGAAUGGCAACGGCAAUGUGGAAUCACGAGAGCAGCGCAACAAUCGCCGUAAUGUCCGCGAUAAUGCCGGAGGAGCAACCGAUGGCCAGCAGUCGCGUCCUUACCGCGGACCUGGUGGAGGUGGCCAGGGAGGAGCCGGCGGUGCUGGCGGCGAUCGGCCGCAGCGCCAAAAUCGCAACAAUGAUGGCCAGAACAGGAAGCGUGAAUUUGAUCGCCAAUCAGGAUCAGACAGAACAGGUGUAAAGGCUGUUGAUAAGCGUGAUGGAGCUGGUGCCCACAAUUGGGGCUCGGUCAAGGAGGCCAUUGACGAUGUGAACAAGAACGAAACCGAGACCAGUGUGAACAAUGCAGAGGGUGGUGCCGCCAAGGCCGACGAAUCGGGCAAUGAGCAACAGAACGAGCAGCAGACGGCCGCCGAGGAAGAGACCAAAGAGCUGACCUUGGACGAGUGGAAAGCACAGCAGGGGCAGCGCAUCAAGCCAACCUUCAACAUACGCAAGGCCGGAGAAGGUGAGGACACGUCGCAGUGGAAGAAAAUGGUGGUCUUGACCAGCAACAAAAAGAAAGAGAACGAAAGCGAAGAGGAGCUUGAAUACGAUCCUGCCAUGUAUCCCCAACGCGUGGGCCGCCAGCAACGCGUCCUUGAUAUUCAGUUUAACUUUAACGACGGACGCCGUGGCGGACCCGGUGGUUUUGGAGGACGCGGCGGUGGACGUGGAGGCCCACGUCCCGGCGGCAUUGGUGGCGGCGGGCCACGCACCGAGGGAGGCGGUAACCGCGGCGUUGACCGCCAGCGGGACGGUCCCUCAUCGGGCCAUCAACAGCAGCAGCAUCAUAACAAUAAUGAGGGUGGCGGUAGUGCUCAGUCAGCUCCCAAUAAUCGGCCGCCCACCGAUCGCCGUGGUCCAGGCAACAACAACCAAAAUAGCGGGCCAGGGCCUAACAAACGGUUCGAACGGCAACAGAAUACUGCACCCAAAGUGAACGACGAGCGUCAGUUUCCCACACUGGCUUAAAUCCCUUCCCUCCAAUCACACUGAUGUUGGGAAUCUUGGGAGGAGCUGUUGUGGCUUGGGAGCAGGUUACCAAAAUGAAAUCUUAUAAAUUACAAAUAUAACAAAGAAAACCCUAAAGAAAAGCAAAAAUGAAACAAACCCAAUUGUAGCCGCCAUAUAAGCCAAAAGCAACAAAAACAAGCUAAGCAAACAUGAGAAAUAAAUUAUACAUAUAUUCUUAAAUAUAUGAAGAGAACAUAAAAGCAAUCUUAUAGUUUAUGCGUGGCCAACUAAUCAGAUUUUAUUCAUGAAAUCACGAUCAAACAGAUGACCACCUCGUAUAAACUAGUCAGAGAGUCAGGCAGGCAGACAACUCACAAUAUUCUUCCUUUCUGAUUGUGAGUUUUAAUCACUGUUUGCAUUGGAACCAUAAGCUAAGGAUUUCCACAAAAUUGAAACGAGGCAAAUGGCCACAGACUUUGUUUUAUUACAUCAAAAAAUAAUGUUGAUGUAAUGUCGUUGAUUUUUCCCCCCUCUUUUUUGUUGUUACCCAUUAUUAAUUAAUCAUCAUACCCACUAAACAGUUGCUAUCCAGUGAUUAAGGAGAAUAAAAUAAUCCUAAAGCAAAUAAAUAUUUGAAAGAACAUCACAGCUAGAUUGUUUCUUAAAGAGGAAAAAGCACCACUAAAAAGAAAAUAGUUUUCACCAAGAAAACAGUAAAAGCAUUUGCAUACUCAUACAACCUUCGUUCUGUUAAAAAUUACAUACAUUUUCAUUAAGAAAUAUACGCCUUUUAUUAUUUUAACUUUGUUAAAUAAUAACAUUAAAAAAAAACAAGAAAACAAAAUGGACAAUUAUUUAACUCAGUAGUUGGAAAUCAAAAACAAAAAAAUUACUGAAGAUUAGUAAGUGUUAAAACCUUUGUAAUUGUGUUUCUUGAUGCAAAUUCUAUUAAAAAAGUACAUUUAAUAUUUAUAAAGCAAACUAUGCAUCAAAUAUACUACUUUUUAUUGUACGAAAAAACCUAACUGAACACACUGAAAUAUGGAAUAACAAAACAUAAUUUUAAGAAUUAUUACAAAAAAUAAAUUGACUUACUAUUGGAUCAAAUAUAUAAACCUUCAAUAAGUAGAAUUACAAGGCCUCCACAUAUUUAGGUGGAAGACUGCUUUCAAAGAUUUCAUGUUGGAAGAGAAAUCCAAAUCUUAAUACGGUAAUACGAGAUAUCCCUGUAAAAUUGUUUGCUUCUAUAAUUAGAAACUGUAUAAAUUAUAUGAUAUAUAUAAAUAUAUAUAUUCGUACGUACAUUAAAUCAAUGACUACCACAUGGAAAGGGCAACAAUUUUAUGUCAAACAAAAAAGCAAAAGAAAAAAUAGGGAAACUCACUUAGAAGAACAAAGUAAACGAAAUUUUUGAAAUAUUGUAUUUUGACCCAAAGAAACAAACCAUUCAACUGCAACAAAAUGUUGAGAAGCUCGUUUAAAAAGGAAACAAGAAAAUUUAUUUGAUAACAAUAAAGAGAAAAAAAAUA
Messenger RNA from Drosophila kikkawai, 3214 nucleotides. The record is from RefSeq and is a predicted model, not a curated record. NCBI's taxonomy places the organism in Eukaryota, Metazoa, Arthropoda, Insecta, Diptera, Drosophilidae.